AUGAAUAUGCACGUGGUAAGCGUCGUGUGUCUGACCCUCCUACUCAGCGUUGCAGCAUCAUCAACAAACAACACUUUCCUGUAUAUACCAUGGACAAACGCGGACAUCUCCUUCAAUUCGACAUACAAUACAACGUCAGAUUUCAGGAUUUCUGUGAGUCCUUCGCCCUCAGUCCACAUGUUCAUGGAAGCCAGCGCCAUUCUCAACGUGUCUUACUUCAUCGUCUGCGACUCCCCGGACAGAGUUUACAAUCUCAGUGUAUACACAACAGAGAACAAGGUGGCUUUCCUAGCACAGCCUGGGGAUUUCAGCAUAAGGUGCAAUAAUAUAUCCAAAUUGGCAAGUCGGGCCAUUCCCUUGGAAAAGUCAACUCGUGUCUCGGGAACAUUCAGCAUCAACUUACGCUCAGAUCUUAUAGGGAGAACGUGGCUCGUGUUUGAAACAGAUCGAAAUAGGUCUUCACCUCAAGAAACACAGUCCGACACGGAAACAACGACAGGCCAACCGGAGAAUAAUGUACAGAGAUACAUGAUCGUUGUCACACGGAACGCCCGGCCUAUCGACACCGUGUUUAAUGUAGUCAUGUACUUGUUUGUGAUCGCCAGCACUAUAGGAAUGGGAUGUAAGAUCGAGCUGGGCGUGGUCAAAUCGGUGCUGCGAAAACCCGUGGCUCCAGCUGUUGGCUUCUUCUGCCAAUAUCUCGUCAUGCCUUUGAUUGCCUUUGGUGUGGCUAAGCUUGUGACGUUUGAUAUCCCCGCCGUGGGGCUGGGGAUAUUUGCCUGUGGGAUCUGCCCAGGGGGUGGGGCUAGCAACAUCUACUCCUACCUCCUUGGUGGGGACCUGUCGCUGUCUGCUACCAUGACAACCAUCAGUAAUAUAGGAGCACUAGGUAUGGUUCCUCUGUGGAUGUUCACACUGGGUCAGCAGUUUCACGACGACAAGAUGCAGAUCAACAUCCCUUACGCCAACAUCAUCCAGACGCUGGCAUCAGUCAUCCUGCCCAUCUUUGUUGGCAUCAUCAUAAAGUACAAGUUUCAGAAGGUAGCAGCUGUCAUCGUCAAAGUCCUGAAGCCGGUCACGUUGAUCACCAUCGUCAUCCUGCUCACCUUCGGCAUCUACGCCAACCUCUUCAUCUUCAGGCUGUUCAAACCGUCCACGUUCCUGGCCGGGUGCUUGCUGCCGUACUGUGGCUACAUCAUCGGCGGGCUGGUCGGGUUAAUGUUCCGCCAGCCGUGGUACAGAGUCAAGACAAUAGCAAUAGAGACUGGCAUACAGAAUGUAAUGGUCGCCUACCUCAUGUUGCAGCUGGCCCUGCCGCCACCAGAUGGCGAUCUUGCCGCUGUCGGACCUUUAGCUUCCGCUGUAAUGACCCCACUUCCGCUCUUCGUGUUGGCUAUUGGCUAUACCAUUUAUUUGAAAUGCACUAAGCACGAUGAUAACAAAAUUUCAAAGAGAGAACGAGUUGAAAUGGGGGGGUGUAAACAAGAAGAGGAAACAGUCAGAGGUGUCUAG
This is a messenger RNA of Haliotis rubra (blacklip abalone), 1512 nucleotides long. RefSeq names its product ileal sodium/bile acid cotransporter-like. The coding region runs from base 1 to 1512 and encodes 503 amino acids. The transcript has 3 exons. Gene Ontology annotation, cellular component: membrane. Lineage: Eukaryota; Metazoa; Mollusca; Gastropoda; Lepetellida; Haliotidae. The record is from RefSeq and is a predicted model, not a curated record.